Messenger RNA from Jatropha curcas, 2656 nucleotides. Its product is annotated as Chaperone DnaJ-domain superfamily protein. The record is from RefSeq and is a predicted model, not a curated record. Lineage: Eukaryota; Viridiplantae; Streptophyta; Magnoliopsida; Malpighiales; Euphorbiaceae.
AAAUGCCAUGCAAUGUUUCGUUACCAUAGCACUUCCCUUCCCAUCCCAACCUCUCUACCGUCUCUUCGUCGUCUAUCAGUAGCAACUCCAUUCCUAUUUCGUCCAAUAAUCAGAAAGAGAAAUUGCAAAUGUAAAAUGGUUUUCGCUUUAAUUUCAAUUCGAUCAGUUCACUGCAGUGACAGAAGAAAGCUCUGGUAUAUCUUCUUGUUGUCGAAUACGGGUUUUAGAACUCAGUUCUUUAGCACCAGCACUGACUCGACUCGGUCCGAAUUUUCGGGAGAAAAUGCGUACGAUAUCUUAGGAGUUUCGGAAACCAGCUCAUUCGCCGAAAUCAAAGCCUCGUUUCGAAAAUUGGCCAAAGAAACUCACCCGGACCUCGCCGAGUCAAAGAAUGAUUCAUCAGCCUCUCAACGUUUCAUUCAAAUCCUCGCUGCUUAUGAGAUUCUUUCAGAUUGUGAGAAGAGAGCCCACUACGACAAGUAUCUGAUGUCUCAGAGAAGAGUAGUGCAGAAAUGUUCUGGAGAAGGUUCAACAUUGUACAUGUAUAAAUCCCAUAUGACGACUACUAAACAUAUGGAAGUUGUUGAAUGGUUGAAGUGGUAUAGAUUGGCUAUAAAUGAUAUAUUGUUAGAGAAGAAGGUGGUGGUUGGAACAAGCUAUUUUGAUGUACUUGAAGCUGAUUUUUAUUCAGCAAUUCAUGCAGCUUACUAUGGCCCUGCAAUUGAGUCUAUGGAUCUACUUCCAGAUUGUUUUGAGGCUGAGGAGAGGUCUGUUUAUGAAACUCCAGAAGUUAUGCACUUGGUUUCGGGACGUGACCUUUUUGGGAUGGUCUGCCUAGUUGAUAAAAUUCCUGAAUUAUCUUCUGCUUACACUAAAAAAUUGAAUUCUUUAACGUCUGCUGGUCUGGGUAUCUAUGGCUCUGUUGAGAACACUAACCUCUUCAUGAAAUCUAAUGAAGAAAAUGAUGUUGGAUCUUCUCAGAUACAUACAAGGAACAGUUUAACUCAUGUAUCAGAUGCAUAUAAAGAUUUGGAACUGCAUGUAGGUGGAAGGGUAGUUGCUGUGGCCACUAGGAUCCCUCCUAAAGACCAAUAUAAUGGUUUUCAGAAUGAAGAUGCGCAAGAUCAAAUACACGUUUUUCUUAACUCGGAUGAUAAUUCCACAAGUAUUAGAAGAGGAUUUUCCCCAGAUUCCAUUUUGGUUGGUGCAGUUGGACUAAGGAUUCCACUGGGAACUAUAACUGGAUUGGGGAAUAGCUCUGAAGAGGGAUCUUGCUUUGUCUAUGAUAAAAGUGGUACAAAAACCCAUGUCCUAAUGAAACAUAGAACAUUGCUGGUGAAGCAUAUGCACUGGUACGGAGUGGGAGAUGAAGUAUCUGUUUGUGAAUGUAGGUGCAGUAGAGCUCGAUUACCACCAAGCAAAUUUUGGCUGUUUGAGCCUCGUUGCAACAUGCAUGAUAUUGGUGGUUGGUAUGUUGAAACAUUUGGUAGGGAUAAGAAAGGUCGGACGGUUCUAUCUCAGAGGCAUUGGGAUGGCUUUAAUGGCAGUGAACAAUAUGACAAGAGACUCCAUCCAGCAAUGUAUUUAAUUGCUCUUGCAUAUAGAACUUUAGAUCUCGAAGAUGCCAAAAGAAGGAAGCAAACAUUCAGGCAUAUUGUUGAAGGUCAACUACUUAGAAUUCUCCAUUGGUGCAAGAAACUUGUUUAGCAGUGAACUCUAAGGCCUUUAAGAUGCGAUAUUCUGCUUAACCUGUCUGGCUUCGUUGAGUGCUUUAAUAAUUGGUUCUGAGGUUGAUCGGUGAUUUGUCAUUGUGCAUUACCAUUUAAUUGGCCAAGGCAAUUGCUAUAGCAAGUAGAAAUAUUUUCUGCGAUAUAUCUGUUGGGAUAUUUUGUAGGACAAUUCUUUGGAAUUCUUGGUGCACCAAUUUUACGUGAAGGGGAAGGCAUUUUGGGUGUUGAACAUCAGACCUAAAUGCUUUGGUUAUGGCAUAUUCAAAUGAUUAUUCUGUUUUCAAGCUUCAAGAAUAAGCUUAUAUUGGAUUUAGAGUGAAUUCUUCAAAAUCCAUCAUUCCAGAUCGAACUGGAUUGCCGGCAAUUUUUUCAGAAUCUAUAACUGUGAAUCCAGCCCAUGUAGAUGAGUUCAGUGGUAUACGGAAAACAUGGUUCCUUUCAAUGCUGCUAACAAGGUCUGGAAAGAUGGAUCAUUGAAUACCUUCAGGGACACAACUCUCUUCUUGUGCCUUGUCAUCUAUUCUAAUAGCAUAUAUUUGCCAACAUUUGCACCUAUGUGUUCUUGAAGUUAUUCUCUGGCAUUGUCCAUCAUCAUGGAUGGGAGAGGUGAUAUUCCUGUGUCUCAAACAUUGUUGAUCUAAAUAUCAUACAAAUAUGUGUCUUAGCAGUUGAUUUGGAUGUGGAUCACAGGAAGUGGCUUGUUGGGGAGGAUAUCAAUGGUAUCUUGAGAACAAUUCAAUUGCAUUAGUGCAACUGACCAGUGCUUCUUUUGCUGCUUUCUAUGUAUACUUUGUUAUAAUAAACUUCAGGCCCAACUGGAAACUUUGCUGUAUUUUCUUUUUGAUUCCAGGGGUCUUGUAUGUAGGUGAGGAAACUGGCUUCUUGUGUUGUACUCUUGUAGGUAAUCAAGAUAUUGGUUUAUUUUA